GCCGAGCCGUCUGCCCGCUUCAAGGAUGGCGUCGGCGGUCGGGAAGGUGAAGCAGGACAUGCCGCCUCCGGGCGGGUAUGGCCCCAUCGACUACAAGCGGCACAUGCCUCGGCGGGGGCUCUCAGGCUAUAGCCUGUUUGGCAUUGGAAUCGGGAUUAUGAUGUACGGCUAUUUUAAAAUAGUCAGGUGGAACCGAGAACGGAAGCGCCUGGCUAUCGAGGAUCUGGAGACCCGGAUUGCCCUGAUGCCACUUCUGAUGGCCGAGGACGACCGGAGGGUACUGCGCAUCCUCUGGGAGAACUUCAGAGAGGAGGCCAAGAUCAUGAAGGACGUUCCGGGAUGGACGGUGGCCGAGUCUCGCUUCAACACCACGCGCUGGGUGCCCCCCACCCCUGAAGAGCUGUACUUUUUGCGCCCCUGGAGUGAGCUGGACAACGCCAAAUUCGGGUGUCAGUUUUAUACAUGAGCGGGGAGAGCUCUGUGGGAGCGGCACCCCUUGCCUUCCCAAAAAUAGCAUAUUUGUUAAUAAAUGUCGGUGGAAACGA
Messenger RNA from Gekko japonicus, 545 nucleotides. It is a transcript of the gene NDUFA13, whose product is annotated as NADH:ubiquinone oxidoreductase subunit A13. NCBI's taxonomy places the organism in Eukaryota, Metazoa, Chordata, Lepidosauria, Squamata, Gekkonidae. The record is from RefSeq and is a predicted model, not a curated record. The transcript has 5 exons. Bases 26 to 466 code for a protein of 146 amino acids.